Messenger RNA from Trichoderma citrinoviride, 3484 nucleotides. RefSeq lists its product as hypothetical. The record is from RefSeq and is a predicted model, not a curated record. Gene Ontology annotation, biological process: protein transport to vacuole involved in ubiquitin-dependent protein catabolic process via the multivesicular body sorting pathway. Bases 61 to 3483 code for a protein of 1140 amino acids. Gene Ontology annotation, molecular function: protein binding. The transcript is spliced from 6 exons. NCBI's taxonomy places the organism in Eukaryota, Fungi, Ascomycota, Sordariomycetes, Hypocreales, Hypocreaceae. Gene Ontology annotation, cellular component: ESCRT-0 complex.
UGGAACGCUGUCUGGGCUGGAGUCCAGCAACUGCCGCCACCUGCAACGACACCACCCGCAAUGGCCGCCCUGUUCCGCGUCAAGGCGCUGUACGAGUACUCGUCGCCGCACGAGGACGACCUCAACUUCCCCGCCGGCCAGGUCAUUGCCGUCACGGACGAGGAUGACGCCGACUGGUACGGCGGCGAGUACGUCGACGACGCCGGCGUCAAGAGGGAGGGCAUCUUCCCCCGCAACUUUGUCGAAAAGUUCGAGCCCGUGGCGCCCCCGCGACCCGUGAGGAAGCAGAAGCAGGAGACCGACGCCGCCGCUGCUGCUCCCGCUGCCCCCCCUCCGGAGGCUCCCGCCGACGACGCGGCUGCGCGAUCGACACCGCCGCCCGUUGACGUGGCCUCAGAGCUCUCGCCGAAGCGAGUCGCGGAGCCCGUCAAGCAUACCCAGCCGGCAGAGCCUCCUGCUCCCGCUCCCGCUCCCGCACCGCCCGUGCCCGUGCCCGCGCCUGCUGCCGCCUCGGCUCCCGCACCCCCGCCAGCAGCAGCUCCCGCUCCAGUCCCGGUGCCUCUGCCAACCUCGCCCAAGCCUGCUGACGCUCCGGCCUCGACCGCUCCAGCUGGCGGCGCUCCGAAACCCAAGGCCGCCCCUCCGCCGGUGUCUGAGAAGCCCAGUUCCUUCAAAGACCGCAUUGCAGCGUUUAACAAGUCAGCCGCGCCCCCCAUUGCGCCCUUUAAGCCCAGUGGCCUCGGCGGCGCUGGCGCAUCGAGCUUUAUCAAGAAGCCAUUCGUGGCCCCGCCCCCGAGCCGAAAUGCAUUCGUUCCCCCUCCUCGCGAGGCCCCCGCGGCCAGAGUCUACCGAAGAGACGAAGAUCCCGAAGUCAAGGAGCAGGUGGCCGAGACCCAGGGGCAAGCUGAGAAGGCCGGAUUGAUUGCUCCCGAAACUCAGAAAGAGGACGAAGAAGACCAGCCCAAGCCUACCAGCCUCAAGGAGCGCAUUGCUCUUCUCCAGAAGCAGCAGAUGGAGCAGGCCCAACGCCAUGCUGAUGCGCUGGCCAAGAAAGAGAAGCCGAAGAAGCCGCCGCCACCUAAGAAGCGCGUGGAUUCGCAAGCUUCUGUUCCUCCCGAGGCUGCGGAAGGGUCCGAGGCGCCCGAACGGAAAUCCACUGAUGAAUCUGCCCCGAGGGCCUCGCUGGAGGCCACUCCCUCUGAGCCGGCUCCCCUACCGCCGCGACCCCAACCUGAGCCUGGUGCGACGGAGUCUACUGCAGAAGAAGCUGCUAAUGGUGCAGCCGCAGAAGCCGAUGCUGACGACAAUGCUUCAAGACGACUUUCGAAAGUCCCGACUGCCUCAUCUUCCGCUGCUCCCGCUGCUGACGUAGAACAGCCAGCGGCAGAGGAAACAGUGGAGGAAGAGCAGGAAGAGGAGGAGGAAGAGGAAGAAGAGGAGGAAGUCGACCCGGAAGUCAAGCGCAGAGAGGAGCUUCGGGCGCGCAUGGCCAAGAUGAGCGGUGGAAUGGGUUUCCACGGCAUGUUUGGUGCCCCAGCACCUCCUAUGGGGGGUGGCCUGCCGAAGAAGAAGGCACCCAAGCCGCCCACAAAGUCGGCCGUCACGCGGGAAGAGGAUGUCACUCCGCCGCCGCGCGCUCCUCCUGUUCCCACCAUGAUGGCGCUCCCGGGCAUGGGACUUCCAGUUAAGCCCGCCGAAGAGACAGCAAAAUGCUACCCCUCCUCUGCGGAACACAGAGCACCGCCGCCUGUGCCCCAAGAAGACUUGUCUGCUCCUCCAGUUCCCUCAGCGUCCCGUCCGCCGCCCCCUCCCGUUCCUGCCGGAGCUCGAUCGCCCCCGCCCCCUCCUCCGGCUGCCGCUCCUAUUAACACAGCUACAGAGGGAUCCGAAUCUGACGAUGAACUCUCCAAUGGGGCCCGUGAGGGCAAUGAAUCGUCGGCCUCUGCAUUGAGAUCCCCGAUCCAACCUCCCGUCCAGUCGUUCGAGGCGUCGCUUCCUCCGCAAUCGCCGCCCCGACCUGGUGCAUUCUCGCCAACGUCUCCAACCAGCAAACGUGCUAGCAGACCCCCGCCUCCUGUGCCGGGCGCUGCGUCCAUGCUUGCUGCGGUAACAUCUCGCCCACCGCCGCCUCCACCACCCAGUGCGCCAAGCCGACGAUCCACGGCGGACUUUGAAGUUGCCUCGCCGACUAGGCCUGCACAGGCAGGAGAAGAGAUUGGAGAGGCAACAGAGUAUGAGGGUGACUACGAUACGGACAUUGCUUCAUCUGUACCUCACAAGGAUGCUUUGGCGGCGAAUGAUCAAGAAUCUAGCCUGGAAGAGACCAGCCUUCAGUCGCCCUUCACCGACGUACCGCCAGACGCGCCUCCUCCACCCCCGGUUGCUUCGACGCCGAGAGCAGCUCCUCCGCCUGUGCCGCAGUCUCCGCCCCUGCCGAGGAGAUCGAACGAUCUAUCUCGUUCUGAAAGCCACGAUGCUCUGUUCAUCUCCAACGCGAGUGCGCCUAAGCCAGAAGAUGUCGCGGAAUCUCCGAUUGUCGAGGAGCCGACUGCACUCUCAUCUGACAACUCGAGAGCUGUGUCGCCGCCCGAUCGAAGGGUCCCGCCUCCGAUAGGUGCGCGUCCGCGAACCUCUGCCGAUCUGCCCAGGCCCAGUCUGAGCGCUCCCAGGAGAUCAAUUGACCACCACCGCCCGUCGAUGGACUCUGGCUUUAUCGCGGGAGAUAUUGAUUUGGCGGUGCAGAGCGGCUGGUGGAAGCAGUCGAACCAAGUCCCUCCGGUCCUCCAGGGCAGAAAGGACAUCUACUUUGAGUGCGACGAGUCAACCACGACGAACCAAGGCGAGAAGACGAUCAUCAGCAGAGAAACAUUCAUCCUGUUCCAAGAUUAUUCGCAGACCAUUCUCACGGCCCGCUACGAUCCCUAUGACCCGUCUAAUGUCGAGCUAGAGCAACGGCACGAGGGUCCUCCCAAGGCGAUGCGACAAGACCAGAUGGAGGAAGCCUACGACACUUUUGGUCGAAAAAUCAUUGCAGCGGCCAGUGCCAAGAAGGACCAGGUUGUGGGCGACGGUACCGCGGCGAGCUUUGUUCUGGAAAUGAUCCGACCACUAGAGGAUGCCCUGCUGCCUAUUAGCACUAGAUCGUACGGUGCCCUCGUCUACGCCAACAUGGCCAACGCUUCCACCCAGCAGCACGAUGUCAUUCGUCCCGGCGACAUCAUCACCAUCCGUAAUGCCAAGUUCCAAGGGAAGCACGGGCCCAUGCAUGCCAAAUACACCAGCGAGGUUGGCAAGCCAGACCACGUGGGCAUCGUAGCCGAGUGGGAUGGCACCAAGAAGAAGGUGAGGGCCUGGGAGCAGGGCAGAGACGGCAAGAAGGUGAAGCAAGAAAGCUACAAGCUGGAUGACCUGAGGAGCGGUGAGGUCAAGAUCUGGCGCGUGGUUUCUCGCAGCUGGGUCGGCUGGCAGAAGAAGCUCUCUUAGU